AAAUAAUUAUUUGGACAAUACUGUACAUGGGUGUUUGUGUUUUUUAAAUAUAAGUAUAUUGUUUAAGAUUUAAAAUUUUAAUCUCUAAGCAAGAAAGUUAAAGUAUUUAGCAAUAACUACAUAGUAAUAAAUGAACAGCUCUUUUUUGGGUAUUGGAGUUACUGCAGUGAAUUAGUGUCAUCCUUUGUUCUUCUAGUUUCCUUUAGGCAAAGUUUGUGACCACUCAUUUCUCUGUUUUUUGUAGCCAAAGUGAGAACUGUCAAAGUGGGGUUAAAGGGUUUUUCAGGGUUUUCUUGAAAAUUUUGUUUUUGUGUUGUCAGCUUUGUCACUUAACUAUACUGGUGUUUACAUUUGAGUUUACUUUUAUAGGAUCUUGAUUUGUCACUCAACUAUACUGGUGUUUAUAUCUGAGUUUUACCAACUCUUAUAGGAUCUUUGUUAGUAGAUUUUCUUGGUUUGCUAUAGUGGAGUUAAAGUUAAAUUCAGCACUCUCUUGACAAAUACCGUUUGAAGCAACAGCUGCCGGCUGAUUGAUAUUAGAGUUGGACUUUUGGAUGAUUCUGAUGACGCUUAAACCAUGGCUUGCCAUCGCUAUACUAUUUUCUUUCUGUAUCUCAAAUGUAAUAGGUGCAUUUGUUGGAGUAAACAUCGGGACUGAUGUUACAAAUUUACCCCCAGCUCCAGAUGUGGUUGCACUCCUUAAAGCUCGUCAAAUAACUCACGUGCGCCUAUUCAAUGCCGAUGCUCAUAUGUUGAAGGCUUUAGCCAAUGCUAGUAUCGAAGUUAUUAUCGGUGUUACAAAUGAAGAAGUCUUAAGGAUAGGAGAAUCUCCGUCAGCUGCAGCUAAUUGGGUAAAUCAAAAUGUUGCAGCUUACAUGCCCGGGACAAAUAUUACAGCUAUUGCUGUGGGAAGUGAAGUUCUCACAGCAAUCCCAAAUGCCGCACCCGUUUUGGUUCCCGCUAUGAAUUACUUGCAUAAAGCAUUAGUGGCUUCGCGACUAAAUAACCAAGUUAAAGUUUCAACUCCGCAAUCGAUGGACGUGAUUGCUAAGGCAUUUCCCCCUUCCACCGCCACUUUCAAUUCUUCAUGGAACUCAACAAUCUUCCAAAUCCUUCAGUUUCUAAAGAACACAAACUCAUAUUACAUGUUGAAUGCUUAUCCGUAUUACGAGUACGUUCACUCGGCUGGAAUUUUUCCGAUCGAAUACGCUCUUUUCCAGCCGCUCUCUGCAGUGAAGCAAAUUGUUGAUCCGAACACCUUGUUUCACUACGAAAGCAUGUUUGAUGCUUUAGUUGAUGCUACGUACAACUCUAUGGAAGCGUUCAACUUUUCAGAUAUUCCAAUUGUUGUGACAGAGACGGGUUGGCCAUGGGAUGGCGGUUCCAAGGAGCCAGAUGCUACUAAGGAAAAUGCGGAAACUUUUAAUAAUAACCUUAUUCGGCGUGUUUCAAAUGAUACCGGUCCGCCUAGUCAACCGAAAAAUCCGAUCAACACCUUUAUUUACGAGAUGUUCAAUGAAGACAAAAGACCCGGGCCUAUCUCGGAAAAAAGCUGGGGGAUUUUUUCUACAAAUGGGACUGAGGUUUAUUCCAUUAGUCUGGGUUCGUCUGGCGGUAUUUCUGAUAAUUCUAGUGCAGUUUUUUGUGUAGCAAAAUCGGGUGCGGAUGAGAACAAAUUGCAAGACGGAAUUAACUGGGCUUGUGGCCAGGGACGUGCAAAUUGCAGUGCGAUUCAAUCUGGGAAGCCUUGUUAUUUUCCGGAUACUUUGCAAAAUCAUGCUUCUUAUGCUUAUAAUGACUAUUAUCAGAGAAUGCGUAGUGCUGGUGGAACAUGUGAUUUUGAUGGUACAGCAACAACGACAACGAAAGAUCCGAGUUCCAAAACAUGUAAAUUUACAGGAAGUUCGCAUCCAGGUGGGGUGUUCCCUCCUGCAGCAUUUGGACCAAUCGGUGCGAUUUCUCAGAGUUCAACGAUUCGAGCGCCUGUUAUCAUGUCCACAGUGGCUGUAUUUUUUGCUUUGUUGAUGCAAAUGUGAAAUGCACAUUUUGUUUUCUAGCAUGAGCUCUUUGCCUUUUUUGGAUUCCCUGGUAUUUUUGCAGGAAAACUGAACCAGCUCUGUAGUUUGUUAGUUUAGAUGAUUGAUAUUUGUCUGACACUCAACUAGAUGAUUGAAUUCCAUUUUUUUUCCUUGUUGGUGAAAA
Lycium barbarum (goji berry) is the source of this 2202-nucleotide messenger RNA. Its product is annotated as glucan endo-1,3-beta-glucosidase 4. Gene Ontology annotation, cellular component: plasma membrane. The transcript has 6 exons. Gene Ontology annotation, biological process: carbohydrate metabolic process. Bases 555 to 2036 code for a protein of 493 amino acids. Gene Ontology annotation, molecular function: hydrolase activity, hydrolyzing O-glycosyl compounds. The record is from RefSeq and is a predicted model, not a curated record. Lineage: Eukaryota; Viridiplantae; Streptophyta; Magnoliopsida; Solanales; Solanaceae.